Fusarium coffeatum is the source of this 1662-nucleotide messenger RNA. RefSeq lists its product as uncharacterized. Gene Ontology annotation, biological process: purine nucleobase biosynthetic process; purine nucleotide biosynthetic process. The coding region runs from base 1 to 1662 and encodes 553 amino acids. The transcript is spliced from 13 exons. Gene Ontology annotation, molecular function: amidophosphoribosyltransferase activity. Gene Ontology annotation, cellular component: cytoplasm. NCBI's taxonomy places the organism in Eukaryota, Fungi, Ascomycota, Sordariomycetes, Hypocreales, Nectriaceae. The record is from RefSeq and is a predicted model, not a curated record.
AUGUGUGGUGUUUCGGCUAUUUUGCUGGGCGACCAGGAAGCCACUUCCGCCGCUAUCGAUUUGCACGAGUCUUUGUAUUACCUCCAACAUCGUGGACAAGAUGCUGCAGGUAUUGCUGUUUGCCAGGGAGGCGGAAGAGUCUCCCAAUGUAAGGGCUUGGGAAUGGCCAGCAAGGUCUUUGCUGAUGGCAAACGCCUCGAGCACCUUCCCGGCUACAUGGGCCUGGGUCACGUCCGCUACCCUACCAUGGGAACCGCUUCUGCCUCUGAGGCUCAGCCUUUCUACGUUAACGCGCCUUUCGGUAUCUCCAUGAGCGUCAACGGCAACCUUGUAAACACCGAAUACCUCCGCAAGUUCCUCGAUGAGGAAGCCCACCGACACGUCAACUCCGACUCCGACUCCGAACUCCUCCUCAACAUCUUCGCCCACGGACUCCAGCAGCUCGGCAAGACUCGCGCCAACUCUGAAGACAUCUUCACUGCCCUCAGCGAUGUCUAUGCUAAGUGCCAGGGUGCUUUCGCCUGCACUGCCAUGAUCGCUGGUUUCGGUAUCCUCGCUUUCCGUGACGCCAACGGUAUUCGUCCUCUUGUCAUUGGUUCUCGACCCUCCGACACUCUCCCCGGCGCCAAGGACUACAUGUUCGCAUCUGAGUCUGUCGUCUUGAAGCAGCUCGGUUUCGACGACAUUAUGGACAUCCUUCCUGGCCAGGCCUGCUUUUUGCAAAAGGGCUGCCCUCCCAAGUUCCGCCAGAUCAUCAACGACAAGCCCUACACCCCCGAUUGCUUCGAAUUCGUCUACGUUGCUCGUCCUGAUUCCACCAUGGACGGUAUCUCUGUCUACCGCAGCCGACAGAACAUGGGAGAGAAGCUCGCCAAGAAGAUUCGUGAUGUGCUCGGAGAGAAGGGUGUUCAAGAGAUUGAUGCUGUUAUCCCCGUGCCUGAGACAAGCAAUAUUGCCGCUGCUACACUUGCUGAGAAGCUUGGCAAGCCUUAUGUCACUGCUCUCAUCAAGAACCGAUAUGUCCAGCGAACAUUCAUUCUCCCCAACCAAGCUCUCCGAAUGAAGAGUGUCCGCAGAAAGCUCUCACCCAUCGACUCUGAGUUCCGCGGAAAGAACUUGAUCCUUGUGGAUGACAGUGUCGUCCGUGGAACUACAUCACGACAAAUUGUCCAGAUGGCAAGGGAAGCUGGUGCUGUUAAGGUUAUCUUCGUCUCAGCCUCUCCCGAGUGCAUACAUCCUCAUAUCUAUGGUAUCGAUCUUGCGGAUCCAGUUGACCUUGUUGCUCACGGUCGAACGAACCAACAGAUCGCCGACUAUAUUGGCGCCGACGAAGUCAUCUUCCAGGACCUUGAUGGCAAGGACGGACUGAAGGCUGCUUGUAUGGAAGCAGCCGAGACCACAAGCAAGGUUGAGGACUUUGAAGUCGGUGUCUUCUGCGGAAAAUAUGUCACAGAAGUUCCCGAAGGGUACUUCGAGCACCUGAGCGAUCUCCGAAACGGAAAGAAGAAGGCGAAGGCUGCUUUGAGAGAAAUCAAGGCGGGUGGUGAUGAGGGUGGAAACAUCGUCGUCAGCUCUGGACCUACAAACGGUGCGCCUGAGUCUGAUGAUCGUGAAGAUAUCAGCAUUCACAAUGUGGCGAGCGAGCAGAACGCAACGUCAUAA